GUGUAAUGAGAAUAUGAUAUUUGUAUUACGUGAAUAUAACAUAUGUUUUAGAAGAAUAUGAUAUUUGUAUUACGUGAAUAUGUUAUAUGUUUUAGAACAAUAUGAUAUUUAUAUUACGUGAAUAUGUUGUUUUAAUUACUCUGAUAAAAAUAUUGUAUUUGUGUAAUAAGGAUAUGAGGUGAGCUAUUUAAUCAGGCUCUACUGGCUAAGAUCACAUGGCGUGUUCAUGCGGAGCCAGACUCGCUUCUGUCUCAAAUCUAUAAGGGUAAGUAUUUCCCGCAUGGGUCAAUUUUCUCGACGACUGCCAGAUCUCGACCUUCGUGGGGAUGGCAAGGUGUUCUCUAUGGAUGUCAAUUGCUUACACUACAAAAAAGGCAGGCAGUUGUGACGAAAUCUUACUAACGACUAAAAAAAUGCGUAAAAAAAAAAAUUCCGACGAAAAGCAAUUUUCGUUUGUAAUAAUGAAAUUAUUACUGACAUAUGUGUUUUUUUUGUCAAUAAUAGUAUUUUUUCGUCAGUAAAAUGUUUUUUGCCCCACUUUCCAUUUUUCACGCGGAUUAUUUUUGACGACUUCAUUUUAUGCGUUAGAAAUAAUCAUUAUUACUAACCAACAAAAAUAUGUCAUCAGAAAAUAUAAUUAUUAUUGACGUCAAAAUACCGAUGGUUGAAAUUAAAUUUUUAAUUUUGACGUAAUGAAUUUUUUGUCAUUAAUAAUUGGUCAGAAAAUGUUUUUUUUUACAACACCAAAAUUUCAUCAAUAGUAAUUGGUCAGAAAAACCCCAAUUGUUACGCCAUAAACACUUCGUCGGUACUAUUUGGUCAGAAAAAAAAUCUUUUUUGACAACAGUAAAAUUUCAUCAAUAAUAUUUGGUCAGGAAAACACCUUUUCUAAUAAUAUAAAAAUUACGUCAAUAAUUUUAGUCAGUAAAAAACAUUUUCUGAUAUCAUAAAAGUUCGUCAAUACUAAUUGGUCAGGAGAGAAUUCUUUAUUGACAACAGUACAAUUUCGUCAAUACUAUUUGGUCAGGAAAACCACUUUUCUGAUAUCGUAAAACACAUUUUUGACGCAAUCAACAUUUCGUCAGGAAAAAUUUCGUGACCACAGUUUGGUCAGGAAAAAAUAACAUUUUUUACGCCAUAAAAUGUCUUCACCAGUAAAUGGUAAGCACAAAUACAUUUUGUACGCCAUACACAAGAAUGACAUGUUUAAAAAAUGAUUAUUGAGUCAAUAUAUAAAAAAACACAUAGUAAGCACUGUUCUAUGAAAAAUAUAAUGGAAAUUAUAUAAUAUAUAUUUCAAUCUACAAAGUACAAAGACAAAAUUAGUCAUACUUAAUCUUCGAACCCUGCUCUAGUCCAGUUUAAGAGAUCAUCUCCCUCGGUUUGGAGUACCCUAGGAUCAUCAAUUAAAAUAUUGUCUUCUUAAUAGGCUUCGUCUAAGGGCCCGGAUAGUAUAACAACACGAUUCAUUAAGGGUAUAAGGGUAAACUUAUCUAAAAUCUAAUAAAAUUAAAUGUAUUUAGCCCACCCACCCUCGUCUCCUUCACACUCCUGCUGGAUCUCGAUUCUUCUUCUCCCCUGCCGGCAGGGGCAAGGGCGACAUCGAAAGCUUCGCCUUCUGCAUCGGCGAGCUAAUCGCGCUGCUGAAGCGAGAAAAUUCGAUCUCCGUCGCCACGAUUGCGCCGUUCCACACUACAGUGGCGCCCUACGCGGCUCUGUUUCGGAGGGGCUUGUUGAUUAUGUGAACUACCAGUUCUAUACAGAUAAGGUUAGGAACCCGGUGGCUUACCUGGCCGCGUUCCGGCUGCGGGCGGGGCAAUUUGGGAAGGAGAAGCUGCUGCCGAGCUACGAGGUGAAUGGGAGAGGGAUUCAAGGGGACGGGUUUUUCGACGCGCUGGCGAUGCUGGAGAGGAAUGGGUUUGAUGUUAAUGGAGUUAUGAUUUUCUCCGCGGAUGCUUCUGCGGCGGCGGGUGUUAAUUUCGAGUACGAGAAGAACCAGAAGCUUCCGCGGAGAGUCUCCGGCGGCUAACAGCUCGCGAUUGUCAUAGCCUAUUCAAGCAAAUUUUAUGUAACUUUCAUGGUAAUCAUUUCAUUUAGUAUAUCACGUUUUUUUUUUUUUUCAGGAUCUCGUUAGACGUCUUAGCACUUGGAGAGAACUGAUGGUUAGUUAAACUUUCAGUAGUUUUGAUUGUGACACGAAUAGUGCUUUUGGAAUUCAGAAUCGGGACUGAUAAAGCUUAUUGGCUGUAUGGCUACAUCUCAUUGUUGAACUGAACAUGCUGGUAAUUUUGGAAAUCAGAGAUGCAACAACCUACCAGUAUAGCAAAAUCACCUACAUGAAUGUUUUUUCUUUUGUCAUUUUUCUUUGUCAUUAGCAUAUGGUAUCAUAGUAUAGUAUGCAUCUCCAGUUUGACCAUGCUUUGCUUGUGACAGAACCAUGCAGGGAGCAAAGGAUGCAUGAUGAGAGCUUAAGUUAUGCAUUACCAGACCAAGCUAUUGUGUCUCUGGCAGAAAAUGUUCCGACGAAUCUGACCAAACUCUCUCAGCUUAUUGCUCAUGUUGAUCAUGAUGCUGAUCUUGUGAAUCCCAAUUGUUUUCUUCCUCCUCUGUCACCUGUGGUCACGAGUCAUUUGGAUGAUAUAUUUUGCUUAAUUCAAGAGAAAGAAAGCAAUGGUCACGAGUCAUUUGGAUGAGAGAUCUAACAAAAAUUCACUGUUUCUACCUUUUCAGAUUUCGGGUUUUAGUGCUGGUGUAAAUGUAUCACCAUUUCAUAAUGGCAGACUGGCAGUGAUUGAGUUGAUGAUGUUGAUGAAGGAGAUGGAAAACAUGUGUUAUGUUUCACUAAUUUGUGAGGGAAAUAAAAUUAACUCAACGAGACUGCUUCUGUAUCACUGAAAGAGAGACCGUGGCAUGUUGAUAAAUCCAAUAAAACAUACUAUAAAAC
Messenger RNA from Linum trigynum, 2944 nucleotides. NCBI's taxonomy places the organism in Eukaryota, Viridiplantae, Streptophyta, Magnoliopsida, Malpighiales, Linaceae. The record is from the annotation of a GenBank genome assembly.